Molecule: messenger RNA, 2552 nt
Organism: Gopherus flavomarginatus (Mexican gopher tortoise)
Lineage: Eukaryota; Metazoa; Chordata; Testudines; Testudinidae
Exons: 2
Coding region: 699-2183 (494 amino acids)
Source: RefSeq, a predicted model, not a curated record
CAUGUGGGGUAAACUGGGUAUUGGGAUUUAUUCCCACUCAAGCUAUUUGCCACCCAGGUCAGGUCCCCUGGCCAUGUCAGAUCAUUCCCGAAUUACUAGACCACCCCCAUACCUCCCCUGCUUCCCCCACAGUCUCCCCUUUAGUUAAUCCUCCAGUAGUAACUCCAUCCCUCAAUAUCUCAGAAAGUCAUGCCCGUUCAGAGCCCCAAUCAGACCCAUAUUUACCCAAGACCUCGACCAUUAUGCAAUGGCCCAGACCCUCUUCCUCUGGUGAUUUGUUCUCUUAUUGCCUAUCCAAGUUAAUCUUCUCAUUACAUGGCCAUGUGUACGAACGGUAUGAGAACCUGACCAAGCUGAAAUUUACAUAGACACGUGGGACACUGACCAUAAUAUAGACCUCGUGUUAGUCCCAGGUACAUGUUGGCCCCUUACUGAUGAGGGCCCCGAAUGUUUUAUAGCUACUCAUGCCACCAGAACUAAUGUUACUGUUAACAGAAUAUGUUUAGCCACUGUAGGAUUUGUUUGUGCCCAGGACAUUCCCAUUACUGCAAAUCUUUCUUGUACAUUACUUCAAUAUACUCCUCCACAUUCAAUUAACACCACAUUAGCCAAAGAGGGCAUUCAGGUUCAAAGCCAACAAUUAUGGUAUGAGCCUAACAAAAAACCUCACUUAUCCGGAUUCAAGUGGACAGUUCUAAAUGCUACUUUGGGAACCGUCCAUUUCUCCCUACCCCUCACUCACUUUCAAAUUACUAGCACUUAUUCUAAUUGCUCUAAGGGUGCGGCUAUCCGCCUCAUGGAACAGCAAGCUCGACUACACUCUGCUGCAUGGUGCUAACACUGCAGCAUCAGCAUGGACUAUUUACAAAACACAGGAACAUGAGGGUCACUUGGGACAACUAGACCAGGCCACGGGAUUUAUCUCUGGGGCUCAGAUGACUGAGGAGAAGGCCGGUAUAGGCGCACUCCAUACUAUUUCGGCACUAAGUAUUGUUACCCAGGACCGGCUUAAGCAAAUGGUCCACCAGGUUGCUACGUCAGGAAAGGCAUUGCAGUGGGAUCAAGCGUGUUUAGAAGUCCAGGACUAUCUCAACACUAUCCUUUUUUCCUUACGCAAGGAUCUUGAACAGCAGCGUUGGCCCACUGCCCUUACCAAUACAUCUGGUAUACCCCUCGAUUUGUGGCCAUGGAGACAUACGUGGAAAUUCUCUAAAUGGAAGUGUUGGUGCUCACAGUGUUCCUUCCGGGCUUAUGGACCCGUGAAAGGAUUUUGGGCCCCCACUUUUCAUAUUCUUCCAGGCCCUUGGGGUGGUUGCUUGUGGGACUGGGUAAUUCAUCGAGACGUUUGGGAAAUUAAAACACCUGGCGGUCCUAACCGCUUCUUAAUCGGUGCCCCAGCUAUAACCCCUGACCUUUGGAUAGGUCUAGGUGAUCUCUGGACCUAUUGGCCUUUACAGCCCCCACAACUGCAAUGUUUUAGAAAACUACACCCCGGAGAGGUAGUAACUGUUCAUCACCGAGUAUGUUGGGAAGGUCCUGGUAAUCUACAGGACCUAGCUUCCCAUAUCCUAUUGUCUGCUAAUAGCAGUUGCGUUCAUGUCAAUUCCUCAAUCAUACACGAUGUGGCUUUUAACCUCCACACCAGCUCAGGUACUCACAACAUUUACUGGCCCGCAGAAAAGGAUUAUCAGGUUUAUUUGGAAUUUCAGGUUCCUUUUAAUUGGACCUCUGUUGUCCCCGACCGGUUCCAUUCAUUGUUUUCUCUCCUACCAGACAUUCAAUCUAUUUCACAAUUUCAAACUCAAAUUCACUAUCUAAAAACUGUUUACCAGAAAGCUGUAAACGCUCUCCAAACUGUUCAUUUAGUCUCUACCCUCUGUGUUAAAGGUGAUGUUCUAUGCCAAUUCACAAAAAGUUUCCAGUCACCCCAAAAACACUCUUGGUAUGUAUGGCUUCUUUUUGCCAUUGAUGCGGUUACCUUUGUAUGCCUUUGCUGUUGGUGUUGCUGUAAUUGCUUGUCACAUUGUACUUGUCCUAGUACAACUUCCCGUUCCUAUACCCCACCACAGUUAGUAUCCCUUAACCCAUUAAUGGAAUCGACUUUAGCCAAUGAGGAUCGCCUGCAUUAUGCCACGCUGAAUGCUUCCUUAAAAAAGCCACCUAUGCCAACAUUCCAAACUUAAAGAACCCUCAUCCGGAGAGCCUUAAUGGAUAUCCAAAGUGAGGAGUUUGAUGCCAUGUAAGACAAAGGCAUAAAAAAGGAGGGAAUUGAUAGGGAAAACCCCCCGACCCCACCUUACCCAAGGCCCCAGGCUUUUUUUCUGAAAAUAAAGUAAAAGUAGGCCCUUAGCUAGAAGCAAAAGUUUUAACUCCUGCUAAACUUGUUUUUCUGUACAAAGGGCACGCUGAGGCAAAAAGAUGUGGUCAGGGCCCCAAAAAGAGGAACUAGAAUUGAAUAAAGGAGAACCAGAAAAUCUGUUAAGUUAUAACAGCUUUUAGUUUAUUAUGGUUUAUUAAGUUGCUUGUGUGGGCGUAAAAUAUAACUCAUGAUC